GAGUUGACAGGAGGUAAUCCCCUCCAUGUGAGGAGGCGGCACGGGUGUGGAGGCGUGUUGUUUUCCAUUCAAAUCCUUACUAGACCUAUAAAAAGCGGGACUCGGAGCUCGGAAGAAAGAGAGAGAGAGAGAGAGAGAGAGCGCGCAAAGAGAGAGAGAGAGAGAGAGAGCGCGCACGCCGAACGACACGGCUGUAUCUGUACCUGUCCGGAUGGGGAUGGAGAUGCUGCAUGGAUCCGCAGGUGUCCAAACGGUGAAGGCGCUGAAAAACGCCGCCGUAUGCCUGAUGCUGCUGCCGCGCUUCCUGUUCGCGGCCGUGAUGCUGUGGCUCCUGGAUUUCCUGUGCAUCCGGAGGAAGGUGCUCACGAAGAUGCGAGAGAGCGACCUGAGCAGCCCCGACGAUCCGCCGCUCUGCGUGUCCGACUCCAACAAGAUGUUCACGCUCGAGUCGCUGCGCGCCGUGUGGUACGGCCACAAGCUGGACUUCUUCAAGACGGCGCAUCUGGGCGGCGCGGCGCCCAACACCGAGGUGGUUCCGCUGGACAGCGCGCAGCGGAGUGGCCCGCAGCGGAUCCUGGACUACGCCCGAGGGAGGAGACCCCUCAUCCUGAACUUCGGGAGCUGCUCCUGACCGCCGUUCAUGACGCGCCUGUCGGCGUUCCAGCGCGUCGCGCGGCAGUACGCGGACAUCGCGGACUCGCUGCUGGUGUACAUCGAGGAAGCGCAUCCGUCGGACGGCUGGGUGAGUUCCGACGCGCUCUACCAGAUCCCCCGGCACCGCUGCCUGGAGGACAGACUCCGCGCCGCGCAGCUCAUGAACCAUGAGGUGCCGGGGAGCGCCGUGGUCGUGGACACCAUGGAGAACUCGUCCAACUCGGCGUACGGCGCCUAUUUCGAGCGCCUCUACAUACUGAAGGACGAGAAGGUCGUGUAUCAAGGCGGCAGGGGUCCGGAGGGCUACCGGAUCUCGGAGCUCAGAGACUGGCUGGAGCGCUACCGGAACGAUCUGGAAGCUUCCAAAGCGGCGACGGUGGUCCACGUUUAAGACGGAUGCACGGAUGGAUGUUUUCCUUCCCUCAGCCCCACUCUCGCGUCCUUAUUGUGAAGUCAUUGGCCGUGUUUCAAAACCUAGCGACCGUCUGCGCUCUCGAUGUUUUCAAAAGUUCCAUUAUAGCUCCUACAGAUCAGUGUUUGGGGUUCUGCAAACCUCGCAGUGAAGUCAUCGGUGGCGUUUCAGUCUACACUUUCUCAAACAUUGAGAAGGUCUUGAUGCACUGAACAUGCACUGAGCCAGGCUUUUCAACCAGGGGUCCAUGCACUGUAAAAGCACUUUCUCAGGUAACCUAGAAAUGAAAAUUACAUUAGGUUACACCAAUGAAAGCAUUUUUAAGGGUUGCACAUUUCACUUUUUUACAGUGUGGACCCCUGGGGGCCCGUGAAGGUACUCCAGGAGAGAACAUUUUAUACAUUGACAUUUCUAACUAUGAGCGCUGGUGGUUCACAUGUAGGACGGAUGGAUGUUUUUCCAGCCCGGUCUUGUGUUUUUAGAUUGAAGUGAUUAGCUGUGUUCAAAACUCAGUGACUGUCUGUGCACUUCUCACUUUGUUACACUGUAAGGUUCUUAGAAUAGAUGCCAAAAGGCUCUUUGGAAAUUAAAAAGCAGUUUUUGAUGUUUCUGAUCAAUGUAAAAAACUAGAUCCAGGGUUUUCAACUACAGUAGGAGAGAAGAAAUGCUGCUUAAACCAUUU
Messenger RNA from Sinocyclocheilus rhinocerous, 1748 nucleotides. Its product is annotated as thyroxine 5-deiodinase-like. The transcript has a single exon. The record is from RefSeq and is a predicted model, not a curated record. Lineage: Eukaryota; Metazoa; Chordata; Actinopteri; Cypriniformes; Cyprinidae. Gene Ontology annotation, biological process: thyroid hormone metabolic process. Gene Ontology annotation, molecular function: thyroxine 5'-deiodinase activity.